AUGAAUGGGCGGGGGCCUCGCUUCCAAGCUGACUCGCCCGCAGGCCCGGUGGGCAGUCCUGGCUGUUGGCAGCAGGCUUCCGCCCUGUGUCCCGUGGGCCGCUCCGCAGGACUUCUUGAGCGUCCUCGUGACGUGGUGGCUGGCUGCCCCCAGAGGGAGGGAUCCAGGAGAGCGCAAGAAGCAGCCAGUGGACCGGAGCCGCGGACAGACACGGGCGGGGGGCACCCCCGGGACCUAGUGGACAGUGCUGCUUGCUGGCCGCCGGCCCGGGGUCCUCCCUCCUGCUCGGGGGAAGGCUGGGUCCACCGGACCGCCCGUGGGCACAGCGUGGACGCCUCAGGCCACGUGGCUAACUGGCCGGGGACCCCCCCCCAGCAGGGGGGCUGCCUAGAGACCCCGAGCCCACAGCCCUGCUCCCCGCAGGCCUUGCGCCAGCUGCGCCGCCCCCCGCCCAGUGCAGGCAUCGGUUCCAGAACCCUCUCCGCGAGUCUGGCCCUGCCCUCCAGAGAGCUGGCUGUUUGUGCCGGGCCGGCCUCGGCCACCAGGGGGCAGGUACACAGAAGCUUCGGGAUAUCCCAGACCCGAUGCUCCACCAUGUCAGGAACUAGCCCCUCCGCCAGCGAGCUGACACCAGCUCCGGGGUCCCUGAGCCACACAGGACCCCAGGAGGGUCUGCUGGCUCUGCCUGCCAGCAGUCUGGAACUUACCCCAAGUCCUGCCUUCACCCGCCAACAGAAGCACCCAGCUGCUCCGUCGUGUCACGGAAGAUGCAAGACUAAACAGCAAGAUGAGCAAGCCUGCGCCUCCAGGGUGGUGCUGACAUUGUUGCGUGAGUCUCGUGUGCCCAGCGUGCUCUCCCUGCGGAGGGCCGGGUCUCCCAGCACUCUGUCUGCUUUCCCCGAGCCCGAUGCAGUCUUAGCACCAUCAGCGACACGGGCAGUACAGUUUCUGGGACAACGGUACAGAAGACGGAGCGUAAACGUCUGA
Molecule: messenger RNA, 987 nt
Organism: Rangifer tarandus platyrhynchus (Svalbard reindeer)
Lineage: Eukaryota; Metazoa; Chordata; Mammalia; Artiodactyla; Cervidae
Source: the annotation of a GenBank genome assembly